Molecule: messenger RNA, 936 nt
Organism: Zea mays
Lineage: Eukaryota; Viridiplantae; Streptophyta; Magnoliopsida; Poales; Poaceae
Product: subtilisin-like protease 3
Exons: 3
Coding region: 93-488 (131 amino acids)
Source: RefSeq, a predicted model, not a curated record
UAUACACCGACAAACCAUCGCAUUCUUCCACGGCAUACGCGCCACCCCCACCACCCCCCUCUUCGCGCCAUCCCCCCCUUCAUCGGCGUGCCAUGACGACGACGCGCCUUUGCGCCGCCCUGACCACGUUCCUGCCACUACUACUACUCUCCUCCGCCGCGGUGUCCCUGGCCAAUGCCGCCGGCAGGGAGAGCGAGGAUGGCCGCGGCCAGCAAGCGGCCACGACCGCGAGCGUGUACGUGGUGAUGGUGAAGGCUCCUGCCCAGGGCGUCGACUCCGAGGCGUACCACAUGCGCAUCCUCGCCACCGCGCUCGGCAGCGAGGAGAAAGCCAAGCGGGCGCUGAUCUACAGCUACAAGGCCGCCGCUAGCGGGUUCGCCGCCAAGCUCACGCCGGCGCAGGUCGCCGCGUUGCAGAAGCAUCCUGACGUUGUGCAGGCGCUGCCUGACGUGAAGUACACCCUUGAGGACAGGAACCACCUCAACUGAACCGAGUGCGGCUUUCACCAACACGAUACAUAGCUCGGCACUAGUGCCAUCUCAUGUUAGCAAGUGUGCAUGUGCCCACACCCUAGGGUCAGAAUUUAUAUAAGCAUGCUAUGUGUGGGCUAGUGAUGGUAAUUUAGUCUCUUCAUAAAGAUUGAAUGCUGUACCCGGAGCGUACGUACAUAUUACUACCCAGCCUGCUGUUCAUUGUUUGAUAUCACCGUGGAUCCACGAGACUGCUGCACCUGAUGAGAGGCUAGAGCUAGAAGAUGGAUUUCAGAACAUGCGUGUGCCCAACCAAUUGCACAUUUCAGGCUUUCAAACGUGCUGUUCAUCUGUCCUUCUGUUUCCCUUUUUUUUUUCAAGAAACGAGAGAACAUUGUACCUUGAGCAAUAUGUAUUUGAGCACGAAUUUACCCUGCGACUGCAAUAGAUGCGUACAGUUCUUAUA